This is a messenger RNA of Salvelinus sp. IW2-2015, 1164 nucleotides long. RefSeq names its product apoptosis regulator BAX-like. Lineage: Eukaryota; Metazoa; Chordata; Actinopteri; Salmoniformes; Salmonidae. Gene Ontology annotation, cellular component: mitochondrial outer membrane. Gene Ontology annotation, biological process: extrinsic apoptotic signaling pathway in absence of ligand; intrinsic apoptotic signaling pathway in response to DNA damage; positive regulation of apoptotic process. The record is from RefSeq and is a predicted model, not a curated record. Gene Ontology annotation, molecular function: channel activity; protein homodimerization activity; protein heterodimerization activity.
UCUGUUUUGUUUCCGUCAGUGGUGGACAGCCUCUUCUACUGGAGGGAACGGUCCAGACAGCCGUAACAUUGGUUGAUUAGACCACUAGUCUACGUUAUCUACGCAUCGAUUGAAACGUCUAMARUCCUAUCUGUAUAGAUCUCUGCCUAGAGGUUGUUGUCCAGGACAGGCUUCUCCAGAGGAAGACCAGCAACAGUAGGACUUAAGAGGCAGUCUCAAAUCCAAAACAACAAAGUGAUCACCCCGCCACUUGUUUUGUUAAACAGUUCAAGAACUUAAGGACUUAAAUUGCGCCUGUAAGRGACUUCUCAGCGAUMGCAGACGGUGGAGAGAGAUAGGAAACGGGCAGAGGAGAGGGGGCUUGCGGUGCAGCCGGAGGUGAAGAUGGUGUMGUAUUAUGACAGUAUAAUGGAGGUAGCAGCUGUAAUUCUGAGAGGCUACGUUAUAGAGAGAUUCAGAGCAGAAGGGAUACAGCUGUCUCCUGAAGAGCUGGGUGGAACACCUAAUGAACUCCAGGGUCAUGUGUUAAAAGAGAUUGUGGAACAGCUACUGAAGACUACUGAGGCACUGAACACAAAUGCUGAGCUUCAACGCUUAAUGAGUGAAGUCCCGGUCUGUUCUAUCCAGGAUGUUUUCUUUGGAACAACCAAGGAGCUUUUCACAGGUGGAAUCAACUUGGGCAAAGUGGCAGCCCUUCAUCACCUGGCCUACAAGCUUAUUCACAGAGCACAUGCACAGAACCAACCCCAAGUCAUGGUUAACAUAAUCAACUGGACUCUACAGUUAAUCAGGGAAAACCUUCUCCCUUGGAUCAGUCAGGAAGUAUGGAAAGCGUCCCGAAAGGUGGCAUGGUGGUGCAGCGUGACGCUCCUGGCUUCACUGGCUUGUGCUGCAGCCAUAGCAUACUGGAGGAAGCAUCGCUGAGCUCUUUACAGGGAGAAGAAACCCAGAUAGACAAUAGAUAUAGAAAAUAUACUCUCCUUCUGUGGAGAAUACCAAGUUAACCCUAGUAGUAUAGUAUGUAGAUCAGGGGUCCUUUUCUAGCAUGAGAGCUAAAWWWAAAWAAAAAAWUAACAUGUCGUGAGCUACUCAUUGUUUUCUAGCUUUCAAAUAGGAACAUUCUUCUCUUCUCCUCUCCCUGCAACUCUUCCCCUCGUCCUUAGU